CCUUCAUACACACACUCACCUGGACCUGACAGACCUCCAGCCUCACCUGGACUCCGUCAGGUCACCCGUCUGUGGGUCCUGCACUUGUCACCUGUGUGACGUUAAUGACGCUGCGGUUUACCUGCGGACUUAACUGCCGUUAGCUGAGAGGCUAACUGAGCUGAACCUGCAGACUGAACUCUGGGGAGAAAAACUCUCAUAUACUGUCUGUUUGAAUUAAAACUCCGAGUUCAGCUCUUACCUGACAGUGCGUUCGAGGCCCCUUCCCCCCCGUGUCCCUGCAUUGCCAUGGCGACCUUCCCAGAGUACAUCGCUCAGAACGAGGAGCGGGAUGGCGUGCGGUUCAGCUGGAACGUCUGGCCCUCCAGCCGGUUGGAGGCGACGCGGAUGGUGGUGCCAGUGGCAGCUCUGUUCACCCCGCUGAAGGAGAGACCAGACCUGCCCCCGAUCCAGUACGAACCGGUUCUCUGCAGCCGUGCCACUUGCCGUGCAGUGCUCAACCCCCUCUGCCAAGUGGACUACAGAGCCAAACUGUGGGCCUGUAACUUCUGCUACCAAAGGAACCAGUUUCCUCCGUCCUACGCUGGGAUCUCUGAGGUGAACCAACCUGCUGAGCUGCUUCCUCAGUUCUCCACCAUCGAAUAUGUGGUCCAGCGGGGUCCUCAGAUGCCGCUGGUCUUCCUUUAUGUGGUGGACACCUGUAUGGAGGACGAGGACCUCCAGGCUCUGAAGGAGUCUCUGCAGAUGUCCUUGUCUCUCCUGCCUCCAACCGCGCUGGUUGGACUCAUCACCUUUGGACGCAUGGUCCAGGUCCACGAGCUCGGCUGUGAGGGGAUCUCCAAGAGCUACGUCUUCAGGGGGACCAAGGACCUGAAUGCCAAGCAGCUGCAGGAGAUGCUCGGUCUGAGCAAACCUUCAGCUACCCAGGGACGAGGACCUCAAACUGCACAACAGCCUCUGUCCAACAGGUUCCUGCAGCCGGUGCAGAAGAUCGACAUGAACCUGACUGACCUGUUGGGGGAGCUGCAGCGUGACCCCUGGCCGGUCACUCAGGGGAAGAGACCUCUGCGCUCGCUGGGCGUCGCCAUGUCCAUCGCUGUCGGUCUGCUGGAGUGCACUUUCCCGAACACCGGCGCUCGGAUCAUGACGUUCAUCGGCGGCCCGGCGACACAGGGUCCCGGCAUGGUGGUGGGAGACGAACUGAAGAUUCCCAUCAGGUCCUGGCACGACAUCGAGAAGGACAACGCCAAGUUUAUGAAGAAAGCCACCAAGCACUACGAGUCUCUGGCUAACAGAGCGUCCACUAACGGUCACAUCAUCGACAUCUACGCCUGCGCUCUCGAUCAGACCGGCCUGCUGGAGAUGAAGUGUUGCGCCAACUACACUGGCGGCUACAUGGUGAUGGCCGACUCUUUCAACACGUCUCUGUUUAAACAAACCUUCCAGAGGGUUUUCACCAAAGACGUCCAGGGGUCUUUUAAGAUGGCCUUCGCCGCCACGUUGGAGGUCAAGACGUCCAGAGAAAUCAAAGUAUCCGGAGCAAUCGGACCCUGUGUGUCUCUGAACGCUAAAGGACCCUGUGUCUCUGAGAACGAGAUCGGUACUGGAGGAACGUGUCAGUGGAAGAUCUGUGGUUCGGAUCCCAGCACCACACUGGCUCUUUACUUCGAGGUCGUCAACCAGCAUAACGCUCCGAUCCCUCAGGGCGGCCGUGGAGCCAUCCAGUUUGUGACUCAGUACCAGCACUCAUCAGGACAGAGACGGAUCAGAGUCACCACCACCGCCAGGAACUGGGCGGACGCUCAGACUCAGAUUCAGAGCAUCGCGGCGUCUUUCGAUCAGGAGGCGGCGGCCAUCUUGAUGGCGAGGCUGGCGGUGUACCGUGCGGAGACGGAGGAGGGGCCGGACGUCCUCAGAUGGUUGGACAGACAGCUCAUCAGGCUGUGUCAGAAGUUUGGAGAUUAUCACAAAGACGAUCCGAACUCCUUCAGGUUCUCUGAGACCUUUUCCCUCUACCCUCAGUUCAUGUUCCACCUGCGGCGCUCUCCGUUCCUGCAGGUGUUCAACAACAGUCCAGACGAGAGUUCAUAUUACAGACAUCAGUUCAACAGACAGGACCUGACUCAGGCUCUCAUCAUGAUCCAACCUGUGUUGUACGCCUAUUCCUUCAACGGACCACCUGAGCCGGUCCUGUUGGACAGCAGCAGCAUCCUGCCAGACCGAAUCCUCCUGAUGGACACUUUCUUCCAGAUCCUCAUUUACCACGGAGAGACUGUCGCUCAGUGGAGGAAGGCCGGGUAUCAGGACAUGCCCGAGUAUGAAAACUUCAAACACCUCCUUCAGGCUCCGGUGGACGACGCUCAGGAGCUGCUGCACACUCGCUUCCCCAUGCCGAGAUACAUCGACACCGAGCACGGAGGCAGCCAGGCUCGUUUCCUGCUCUCCAAAGUCAACCCCUCCCAGACCCACAACAACAUGUACACCUGGGGACAGGAGUCUGGAGCUCCCAUCCUGACAGACGACGUCAGUCUGCAGGUGUUCAUGGAUCACCUGAAGAAACUGGCCGUCUCCAGUGCCGCCUGAGCUCACCUGUCCUUACCUAACCUGCCUGCAUUAUGUUUACUGUUUUGUUUUUGCAUUUGCUGCCUGAGUUCCCGUCACCCGUCAGCCAAAUAGCAGCAGGUUUAGAGCAAUGACAGCCAGUAGUGACGUUAGUUUUAAACCCUGAGUGGAGACUGCCAGGUUAUAGCUCUGCUACACAAAGUUAUAUUUUUUGACUUAUCGUUGAGUUUCUGGACAUGUUUACAUGCCCGGGCUCCUAAAAGAGUGUGGCUGAAACAAUGUGAGGAGAAGAAGUUUGUUAGAAAUGACUGACACUUGCAGACACAGUCUAACGUAACAUAAUCCAGCGUGUGAUGAGAAGUAAGUGGACAAAGCUUCAUUUUCCAGGACCGGAUCAGCAGUUUUACAUGCUUCAGCCCGUUUAUACAGUAUACUUCACCUCACAGCUUCAGGUAACAUUUGCUGUCAUUUUACAGUUAUCUACUUCUACUCUGUUAGUUAUUCAGUAUCCUUGUUAUAUUUAAAACUGAUCCCUUCAGUCAAAUGAAGUCACAGAACAAUUAACGGUCGGCAUUAACCUCAAAUACAGUUUUUUCCGGAGUUGCUUCACAAUAAAAGCCUCGGUGUGAUUUGCCUAUGUAAAGCUUUUAAUGUGAAGCAGCAGAGGGAACAGUCUCAGCACAGCUGCGGAUUAAUUUUCUGAUUGGUGAAAAUGAUCAAUGAUCAAAACUGCUGCAGGUUAAUUUUCUGGCUCAACUAAUUAACUAAUUAAUCGGCAAAUCGUUUCAGCUUUAAUUUUUUUUUUAUCUGCUGUUUCAGGAAUCCAUUGGUUUCCAUUUACUUCUAUUAGAUAUGAGAAUCUAUUGUGUAAGUCAAGUCUGCAUUUUUAUUUUUUAAAAUUAUUACAUUACUGUAGUGAAAUAAUACACUGCAGACUGUUAAAUGCAGUGACUUGAAGAAGUGUUUUAUACCCGAAACCAGAAGUAUGAAAAACACAUUCAGAAAUUGAAAACCGAACAGUUUGGAUUUGAACACAGUCAGUUGUUGUUGUUGUUGUUGUUGUUGUUGUUGUAAAGGAGGUAAAACUCGGCGCACUGGUUUGGUUCUUCCUGUUUGUCACCAGCAGGUGUCAGGCUUCACACAGGUGUGUGUUUGUUACCAUCUUGAAUCAGCAGACAGGUCACUGCUUCUCUAUGCUGAUCUUUCUGUUUGUUUUCAUUUGUUCCAACCAAUUUUUAAAAAAAAGGCAGGAAAAGCAGAGCAUCGGGGGUCGUCCCUUUGCUACUGGUCAUCGUCUCUCUCUCCCCUGCCUUUCCCGUCUUUCACUCUCCACCAUCACUAUCGAGGAAAGCAGAAAAUUCAAAAACUUAUCUUAAAAAGGAGAGAGAGGAGUCAGACUGUUUACGCACAGAUUUAAAAUGCAUUAAACAUCCGUCGGAGACAGAAAAUUCAACAGUUCAGUCGAUGAAAACGACUUUUAUUCAGUCGCUCAGUUUAUUCACUUUUACUUUCUGUCUGUCGCUGAUGUGAGAUCAGAUUGUCUCAGUCAGAAAAUAACAAGCAAACAAGAAAAACAAGCAAAGUUGUGAAAACCAGAGUCUGAUGGAAAGUUGGGCUCAUUUUGAAAAUGUGUCGAUCACGAAACUUGUUUUGACUUUGUGUUUCGGUGUCUUAUGCUUGUAUGCAGCAGCUGUUUGGUGUAAAACAUUUGAAGUUGAGAUCAGAUUUCUGUGAUUUCUUGUUCAGCAGUGAUAUUUCUCCAUAAGUUAUCAUUUCCAGUGUGAAGAGAAGCUUGUCCACUUACUUCAUCUGCUGAGUCUCUGAUCUGCGGACGACUGUUGGUGUUUGUUUGUUGAGUUUCUCUUUAAAGCCGUCGAACACUUGACUUCUGUCUUUAUUCUCAUGUUUCUAAUAAAACUCUGCUGUGGAGAAGUU
Xiphias gladius (swordfish) is the source of this 4497-nucleotide messenger RNA. RefSeq names its product Sec23 homolog A, coat complex II component (gene sec23a). The record is from RefSeq and is a predicted model, not a curated record. Lineage: Eukaryota; Metazoa; Chordata; Actinopteri; Istiophoriformes; Xiphiidae. Gene Ontology annotation, molecular function: zinc ion binding; GTPase activator activity. Gene Ontology annotation, cellular component: COPII vesicle coat; endoplasmic reticulum exit site. The transcript is spliced from 20 exons. The coding region runs from base 289 to 2583 and encodes 764 amino acids. Gene Ontology annotation, biological process: endoplasmic reticulum to Golgi vesicle-mediated transport; COPII-coated vesicle cargo loading; COPII-coated vesicle budding.